Molecule: messenger RNA, 672 nt
Organism: Heterotrigona itama
Lineage: Eukaryota; Metazoa; Arthropoda; Insecta; Hymenoptera; Apidae
Source: the annotation of a GenBank genome assembly
AGGCCACCAGGGAAAAAGAGGGCGAAGAAAAGAAAGCGAAAUUCGAAGUGGAGAGAGGAGGCCUCUUGCAACCCCUGUGAAAUCGACUGGAAUGGAUUCUCACACACGGUUGGAGAUCUGUACCACCUUAUAGGAGCAACAGAGGAGACCGACUCCCUACAGGGACCCAUAAGGUGUGCUUGUAACUCGUGUACGUGCGAAGCGCCCACCCAUUGUGAUUAUUUAUCUCGUUGCGAUCGCGACAUUAGGUGGCCUUCAUUUUCAACUACGUCAUUUGCACAUAUAGGUUUUGAUUGCUUUGAAUAUUUUCUCGAACUAUUAAGUUUUCAUUGUGAAGCAUGUUUUGCCGGAAGCUUUUAUCGAUCGCGCAACUGGACCGAAUCAGACGAUUACUCUAUUCGACAUCGAAACGGAAACAAUGCGACUGGCAGCGAUGCGAAACAGUCUGAGCAGAAAGAUGUUUUGCCAUUAAAGAUCGUUUUAGGCACGCACGUCCGAUCAAGCCGUUUCGAGUCUAUAUACUUGUCUAAUAGCACCGUGAACUCUUUGUCGAUUCAAGUGUUACGAACUUCACUCUCUACUUAUGUAUAUUUUUAUAAUAAAUUUAAGCUCUCUUCAGAGCUGUUACUUCCUUCUAUUUCCGAACGCAGAAGUAUUGGAUAUUUUAAUUAA